Papaver somniferum (opium poppy) is the source of this 1890-nucleotide messenger RNA. RefSeq lists its product as uncharacterized. Lineage: Eukaryota; Viridiplantae; Streptophyta; Magnoliopsida; Ranunculales; Papaveraceae. The record is from RefSeq and is a predicted model, not a curated record. Gene Ontology annotation, molecular function: zinc ion binding; nucleic acid binding. The coding region runs from base 1 to 1890 and encodes 629 amino acids. The transcript has 5 exons.
AUGGUUGAAGCUAUACAACAAGCCAUUAAAAUUGAAAGGCGUGUCCUCAGUACUUCUAGACAAGCAAAUCCACGACAAGCUCGUUAUCAAUAUUAUUAUAAAUCUGUCGGACCAUAUAAUUCUUCUUAUGGUUACCAAAGUGAAAAGGAUUCAACAGUCUUUGUUGAUCCAUAUUCACAUGGGUCAACUAUCUUUGUUGAUCCACAUGACAGAAGUGCAAGCCAACCAUAUCAGCAACACCAAACAACAUCUGUUCCUGCAGACAAUGCUCCAAUGAUGAAUAUAUCAUCUGCUAAGCUACCUCAGGCUAAUCCGCAACGAGAUUUUGCUCGCAAUACUAGAGGUAAUCAAUUUCAACAAAACUUUCCACCAUCGUCUAAACCCUCUAAUCCUUAUUCAAAGUUUCGAGGAGAUAAAUGUAACAAGUGCAACCAAACUGGCCAUACUUCUAGUGAUUGUCGCAAGUUUCAUGCUUACAUUAAUGAAACUCAAGAAGAAACACAAGCAGAAGAAGAAUUAGGAGAUGAUCAGAUUUACUUGUGGCCUUUACAAUCUUCUUCUUCUCUCAAAGAACCAGCAGACAAGAAGACAACUGCGUUAGUAGCUACUAUUGUUCAAUCUUUGAAUACUAAUUCUUUGAGCUCUCAUGAAGUUACUAAACCUAUGGUGGAGAUUCCAGACAAGGUACAACCUUUAUUGUCUUCUUUUAGUGACUUACUUCUUACUGAGUUACCAAAUGUUUUACCUCCAUUAAAAAUUCUACAACAUCAAAUAGACUUUAUACCUGGAAGUUUUAUUCCUAAUCAACCUCAUUAUAGGUUAAGUCCUAAAGAACAUGAGAUAUUACAAGGUCAAGUUGAUGAUUUGUUACAAAAAGGUUUAAUAAGACUAAGCAAAAGUCCUUGUGAUAGUCCAACCUUUUUAGUAGACAAAAAAGAUGGUGGAUAUCGUAUGUGUAUAGACUGUAGAGCUUUAAACAGACUUACUAUACCAUAUAGGUUUCCUACACCAAGAAUUGAUGACAUGAUUGAUACGUUUUUUGGUGCUAAAGUCUUUACCAAGCUUGAUUUGCGUAGUGGGUAUCAUCAAAUUCAUAUCCGUGAAGAUACUAGUAUUUAUGUGGAUCAUUCUAAGAUCAAAGCAAUUGUUUAUUGGCCUACUUCCACUUCUAUACGUGAAGUACACAGUUUUCUUGGUCUCACAUCUUUCUAUAGAAGAUUUGUGAGGAAUUUUAGCACUAUUGCAACUGAUAAAAGCUUUAAUCUACUCAAAGAAAAACUGUGUAGCGCACCUGUUCUUGCCAUGCCAAAUUUUGAUAAACCAUUUGAGAUUCAUUGUGAUGCUUCUAUAAUUGGCAUUGGUGUUGUGUUAUCUCAAGAAGGACAUCCAAGCGAUUACUAUAGUGAAAAUAAUUCAGAUACAAGAAAGAAGUGGUCUACUUAUGAGUUAGAAUUAGUUGCUUUAGUUCAAGCUCUUAAGAAUUGGCAUCUUUAUCUUAUUCACAGUGAUUUUGUUGUCAACAAUGAUAAUCAAGCUCUCAAGUUUUUGAAAACUUCAGCAAAGGUGAAUAGGAUGCAUGAUAGAAGAGCUCAUCUUCUAGUUACUCUUAAACAUGAGACUUUAGCUUUUGAUUUCUUGAAAGAUAUUUAUGGUAAAGACAAAUAUUUUAAGAAUUUAUGGGAAAAGUGUGGGUCUUCAACAGGAAGUGUUGACGAUUAUCUUAUUCAAGAUGGUUUUAUUUUUAAAGGGAAUCGUUCGUGUAUUCCACAUUGUUCUUUGCGUCUUCAUCUUAUACAAGAAUUACAUGGAAGUGGCCUUGGUGGACAUUUUGGACGUGAUAAUACUAUAGCUUUGAUUGAAGAACGUUAUUUCUGUCCUUCUCUUAAAUGA